This is a messenger RNA of Drechmeria coniospora, 2142 nucleotides long. RefSeq lists its product as uncharacterized. The transcript has 3 exons. Bases 1 to 2142 code for a protein of 713 amino acids. The record is from RefSeq and is a predicted model, not a curated record. Gene Ontology annotation, molecular function: metallopeptidase activity. Lineage: Eukaryota; Fungi; Ascomycota; Sordariomycetes; Hypocreales; Ophiocordycipitaceae.
AUGCGGAUUCCACUACUCCUUCAGUCCGGCCUCUUGGCUGCGACUGCCACGGCUUGCGCAACCGGAGAGCAGCACGAGCCCGGCACGCACCAGCACCAGUCGAGAGAUCUCCAACCUGACCCGGAAGAUCACGGCCAAAUGGUCACCUUGUCCGUCGCCGCUCACCUCUGCUGCUCGAACAACGCAAAGUGUGCCGAUAUGGAGUCGAUGGAAAAGCUCCUCGGCAAAACAAGUCAACGAUUCGCCAUAGCCAACAUCACCUUCUCCUUGGAAUAUUUCAACCAGUUCAACGAUGCAAGAUGCAAGGAGCUCAGCGGUGUCGACGAUGAACGCCGGAACGCCAUCUUGGAAUCUGUUCACAAGGGUGGUCCGAGCACCAUCAAUCUUCUCUACGUCCAGAAGAAUGAGGCCAACGGCAUCAAGGGAAUGGCCAAGGUUCCCAACUUGAGCGGUAAUUCCAUCGAGGACCAGACCAGCGAUAGAUACACCGGGGAAAGCCAGGAUGGCGCCACCAUUGCCAUGGGCUCGAUCCCUGGAAAGCAUUCCGGCUGGGGUGCCAACGCCAUGGUGAGCUGCCACGAAUUCGGUCACUUGUUCGGCUUGGAACAUGACAACCUUGACAAGUCAAAUGUCAUGACCCCCUAUCUUGAGAACGACAAGGUCACUUUCAAAAAGAGCCAGGUCCCUGAAAUGAGGCGCAUUGCCUUUAAGCGCCUGCGCGAGGGAGGAUUCUUUUCUGCGGAAAAGAAUGGCACCAUUACUCCUUCCUUGACCACGCCGCCAUCCGGCGCUCCUGGCCCCAAGCCCGCCGCCGAGCCUGACUCUCCCGCCGCCGAGUCCUACUCUCCCGCCGCCGAGCCCUACUCUCCCGCCUCCGAGCCUGAAUCUCCCGCCGCCGAGCCCGACUCUCCCGCCGAAUCGGACUAUCCUAUCCCAACCGGUUCGCGCGCAUCCCCCCAGCGACUUCCUCACGAUCCGUCUCGUCCUUCGUUCAAGUACUCGAAUGGCAGGAAUCACACGAAUGCCACUUAUCCGACGAUCCCAGUGUCUCCUUCUGGCCCUGAGGGCCUCGACUCGGAAACGCCUGAGUCGGGAACCACUGGCGAGUACGACUCUGAAACCACUAGCAAAUACGACACGGAAACCACUAGAAAAUUCGAUUCUGGAAGCACCAGGGAGUACAUCUCGGGAUCCACCGGCAACCGCAAGUCGGGAACCGCUGGCAACUACAACACGGGAACCACUGGCGGCCAAGACUCGGGAACCACUGGCAGCCAAUACUCGGGAACCACUGGCAGCCAAAAGUCCGGAGGCACGUACAAAUCUUCCGUAUCCCCCAUCAACCCCGGCGUCGAGGUCAUGCCGGAUGAAUCUGGGGAUGGAGAAUGCGAAUGCACUUGCCCCGAUCACCCCCCUGUUGGGAAGUCGCAGUCGGUGCCCAGCUCGCAAAACAAGGCCAGCCCGCAAGAUUCCGAGACGCCAGGGACAACUUCCUCCGGCACCCAAUCCCCCUCAGGGACUGGAAACCAGGAGGCAGGCAGCCCUUACUCGUCUGGCUCUAAGCAGGACUUGUCUGGCCCGAAUCCGAACUUGUCUGGCUCAACGCCCGACUUGUCAAAGACCCGAGUCCCUGGACCGCGAAGAAAGAAGGGUUGCAGCAAGGGGCGAAAGUCGCGGAAUCGUGGGCAGAAGAAUUCCCCUGGACGACUUCCCAUCAAUCCGACACUUUCGCCCACAUUCAAUUCAACCACGAACUCGACGUAUUUGACCAACUCAACCACGGACGAGUCGAUUCCUAUAGAGUCAAGCACGGGCGAAAAGGUUCCGACAGAGUCAAUCCUAUACGAUGAGAUUCCCACAGGGUCGAGCACGGGCGAAAAGCUUCCGACAGAGUCAAUCCUAUACGAUGAGAUUCCCACAGGGUCGAGCACGGGCGAAAAACUUCCGACAGAGUCAAUCCUAUACGAUGAGAUUCCUACAGGGUCGAGCACGGGCGAAAAGCUUCCGACAGAGUCAAUCCUAUACGAUGAGAUUCCCACAGGGUCGAGCACGGGCGAGAUGCCGAUGGAGUCAAACACGGAUGAGACGGUUCCGACAAAGCCAAGCAAGGACGAGAAGAUUCCGAUGGACUACAGAAGAUGA